CAGACUGAUACUAAAUAAAAUACUGAACCCUUGAGGUCCUCGGAUUAGAUUAGGUAAACUCUUGCAAGAGACAAGAACCAUAACGAAUCCAAUCUACUAACUACCACUUAUUAAUCUAAUACGACCGGUCAUAUACAUACGAUCUUCAUCCACCAAACCACGAACUAAACACCCAUCACCACCAAGUCAAAGUCAGAGCAACCCAGACAUCAACCAUGUCAACAACAACAGCACUCAACCCCGACCCAUCCCCCGGCUCCCUAGCCUUCAUACCCCUCGAAGCGAACCCCGAGCUCAUGACCUCCCUUCUUCACAAACUAGGCCUAAGCCAAGCCCUCCAGGUCCACGACGUAUACUCCAUCACCGAGCCCGAACUCCUCGCCUUCGUGCCCCGACCCGCCCUCGCCCUGCUCCUCGUCUUCCCCGUCUCGGCCACGUACGAAUCGCACCGCCUGGCCGAGGACGCCGGCGUACCGGAGUACGCCGGCAGCGGCGACGACGAGCCCGUGCUCUGGUACAAGCAGACCAUCCGCAACGCGUGCGGGCUGAUGGGCCUGCUGCAUGCCGUGUCGAACGGGCCCGCGCGGGGCUUCAUUGAAUCCAACACCCCCCUCCACCGCCUCCUAACCGCAUCCAUACCGCUCCCCCCCGCCCAGCGCUCCGCCCUUCUAGAACGCACCCCCGAGCUCGCCGCCGCGCACCAAGAAGCCGCGAGCCGGGGCGCGACGGCCGCGCCCGACGCCCAAGACGACGUGGACCUGCACUACGUGUGUUUCGUGAAGACGGAGGACGGCACGCUGUGGGAGCUCGACGGUCGCCGCAAGGGCCCUAUUGCCCGCGGUAAGUUGGGCGACGGCGAGGACGUCCUGUCCGACAAGGCGCUGCUGUGGGGGCCGCUGCAGUUCCUCGAGCGAGGGGGUGGCGAUAUGCGCUUUAGUUGCGUUGCGUUGGCCGGGUCGUUGGAUUAGGGUGGUGGUGAUAGGGGGGGGUGCCUGGUCUGCGACGACCUUCCCACGUACAUAUGUUUUCUCUAGGGAUGGACGAAUAAGGAUGUCUGUGUAAGUUAAGCCGUAGUGUAUGAUGUUGUACCCAUAGUCACGUUUUUCGUGAAAGCCAGGUUGUUUUUUCAUGGACAUAUAAAUAAACGAUAAUACACCUGAGUUCUGAGGAGGAAUGCAUAUAGGGCUGUUGAUUUUUGAACGGUCAAUAUACCGCUCCAGUCCUGGCUUCGAUAGAAGCAACACGAGGAAUAUGGAUGUUCUAAUGAUACUACUUAUAAUCGACUUUGACAAUCUUGGUUACAUUCUAGGAGUAAUUUCUUAGCAAUCUUCAGACCAACUGUUCAGUCUGUAAAAACCUCCUUGUCCCAUACGCCAUGUCCUGCAUACUGACCCCCGCAAACAAUCUUCC
Molecule: messenger RNA, 1410 nt
Organism: Daldinia vernicosa
Lineage: Eukaryota; Fungi; Ascomycota; Sordariomycetes; Xylariales; Hypoxylaceae
Product: ubiquitin carboxyl-terminal hydrolase
Exons: 2
Coding region: 216-968 (250 amino acids)
Biological process (GO): ubiquitin-dependent protein catabolic process; protein deubiquitination
Cellular component (GO): cytoplasm
Molecular function (GO): cysteine-type deubiquitinase activity
Source: RefSeq, a predicted model, not a curated record